GUUAUUUUCAUGAUUUUGAAAUAUUUUGAUCGAUUUAUCAAUUUUUUUACAAUCUUGUGCAUCUAAAUCAUCCACUGCUUCCUAUGAUUAUACUGCAAAUAUUCAUCGUGCUUAUUACUUAGUAAUUGACAAAAAUGUAUUAAAAUAGGAAUUUAAAUUAUUAAUGUGUAAUUUGAUUAUAUCAGUGUUUAUAUAAUGCUUGAUUUUGUGAUAUUUUAUUAUUUAAUUUUGCGUUUCUUAAUUGUUUCAACUGGAAGUCGUCCGUCGGUGUUCAAUUCUUGGAAAUAUAUUUCCUUUCAUUUAAAUAGAAAUUAAUUGUAGAAGUAUUAUGUGUAUCAGCAAAAUCGUUCUACUGUAAAUUUUUUUGCGUAUUAAUUCGAUGUCGUUUUAAUUUUUGUUUAUAAACUAUUUGUCUAUGUGAUCGUGAAAAUAUAGUACAUAUUUCCUAAAUCAUCUUGCAUGUUUAGAUUUAAAACGCGAUACAAUUUUAUCUCGAGGAAUCAGAUGCAAAUAUAUUUGCAAUGUAUAUAUAAGAACAUGAGUGUUUUAUUUAUAUGGAAAGUGUUUAUGUGACAAUUCACUAUGUUUAUAGAACGAGCUGUGAUUGUGUUGGUAUAUGUUAUCAAAUAUUUUCUCAUUUUAUAUUAGCUUUGCGCGCUUCUUAUAGUCGAUUAAAUAAUUUGUUAAAAUUUUGGGUUCUAAAUCUACAUCAUACGGUGAUAUCGUUAAAAAAAUAUAGUGAAAUAAUAAUAAAUGGUUGUAAUUCAGUUAUAGAAUCUAUUGUAUUUAUUGUAAAGUAAUUUUUAUAUCUUUUGUAUCGUUUAAGUACUUGAAUAUAUUCUAAAGUAGUGGUAUCUUUCAAUGGGACCAUUUAAAUUUGGAAGCAUGGAUGUAGUGUAAUAUUAUGAAUACUAACAGUUUUUAUGGAUUUUUUGGGUAUUCUUGUAAGUCAGAGGAGUUUAGAUCUGGGCCAUUGUCCAUAAUUUAAGUUUCUGGAACUCCAAAAUGCGAAAUAAAAUUGAUUCUUACAAUAUUUAGGGUAAUGUUAGAAACUAUAAACUUAGGAUAGGCUUGAACACGUUUAGAAAAAGUAUUGAUUAUUCCCUAUGUAUUACUUGAAAAUAGGUUGGUGCAGUUGGAGUUAUUGAAAGAUUUUGUUGAGGAGAAUUUUGAUCAUGUUUUUGAGUAGCACAUAAUAAACUAUCCUAAUCGUAACUAAAUCUCGACCAAUAAUGUUUGGCUCUAAACCGUGUUUCAUUCUCAUUGAUACCAAGAUGAUCAGUAGAACCAUCCUGAAAAGUUUUAACUUUAACAAUUAAUUUUUGUUUGUAAGUUGUCUGUUUACUAUUAAUGGUUUGAACACCACUAAUUAUUGGUGACUAGUUACUGUGUUCCAUAGAUCUUGCGAUUUGCUGAUUCACAUUACCACUUUGAUUGACAUUUGAUUGUUGAAAAUUUAUAUUAUUAUUUUGUUGGUUGAACAAGGAUGGACGACUUCCUUUGGAUUGAUUAUUAUUGAAGUUGGAUCUUGAAAAUGUUGGUUUUGUUUCAUAAAGUUUUGAUUUUGUUGUACAGCAGUGACGCCGAUCCAAUGUUACGGACAAAAGGAAAUGAUUUUAAAGUAAUUUGUUACUUUACAAAUUGGGCUUGGUAUCGGCAAAGAGAUGGAAAAUAUACACCAGAUAAUAUUGACGCCAGUCUCUGCACCCACAUCGUAUAUGGUUUUGCAACAUUAGAUUCAUCCACCUUAACAAUGAAGCCAUUUGACACUUGGGCAGAUCUUGAUAACAAGUUUUAUGAAAAAGUAGUGUCACUGAAAGCAAAAGGUGUAAAAGUUUCAAUAGCAAUUGGGGGAUGGAAUGACUCGCAAGGAGACAAAUAUUCACGUCUAGUCAAUAAUGCUGAUGCUCGGAGAAGAUUUAUAACAAAUGCCGUUGAAUUUCUCAAAAAGUAUCAAUUUGAUGGAUUAGAUUUGGAUUGGGAAUAUCCAGCUUGUUGGCAGGGUAACUGCAAAGGAAGUAAUCCAUCAGAUAAGCAAGGUUUCACCGCAUUUGUAAAAGAACUGUCUGCUGCACUUAAGCCUCAGGGUUUUCUGUUGUCCAGUGCUGUUUCGCCCAGCAAGAAAAUUAUAGACGCAGCAUAUGAUGUUUCCGAAAUAGCCUCAUACUUAGAUUGGAUCGGAAUCAUGAGUUAUGAUUAUCAUGGACAGUGGGAUGGAAAAACAGGACAUAUUGCUCCAUUACUUCCUUAUCCGGGUGAUCAGUAUGAUUAUUUUAACGUCGAUUACACAGUGCGAUACUGGAUUAAAAAGGGAGCGCCACCUGAGAAGCUGAUUAUGGGAAUACCAACAUACGGCCAAUCAUUUACAUUGAGUAAUCCUUCAAAUAAUGGCAUUAAUGCGCCAAGCAAUGGCGGAGGUCAACCAGGAGAAUACACCAAAACCGCUGGCUUUCUUGCAUUUUAUGAGAUUUGUGAAAAUGUACACAAAAAUGGAUGGAAAGUUGUUCGGGAUCCUGAAGGACGCAUUGGACCUUAUGCGUAUAAAAAUAACCAAUGGGUUUCCUAUGAUGAUGUUGACGAAGUUAAAAGAAAAUCCGCAUUAAUAAGAGAAUUAGGUCUUGGAGGAGGUAUGAUUUGGGCACUGGAUUUAGAUGAUUUUCGCAACAAUUGUGGUUGUGGAAAGAACCCGCUUUUGAGUACUUUGAGUGAAGAAAUGCUUCGAUCAAAAAUUAGUAAUACUAAAAACUGCACGUAA
Ctenocephalides felis (cat flea) is the source of this 2755-nucleotide messenger RNA. Its product is annotated as probable chitinase 10. Gene Ontology annotation, molecular function: chitin binding; chitinase activity. Bases 1535 to 2755 code for a protein of 406 amino acids. NCBI's taxonomy places the organism in Eukaryota, Metazoa, Arthropoda, Insecta, Siphonaptera, Pulicidae. The transcript is spliced from 7 exons. Gene Ontology annotation, cellular component: extracellular region. The record is from RefSeq and is a predicted model, not a curated record. Gene Ontology annotation, biological process: chitin catabolic process; carbohydrate metabolic process.